GUCCGCGGCGGCUUCAACCGGAAGUGGUGGUGGCAGUCAGCGGAAGUGAAGGGGUCGAGCGGUGUUGUGUGUUGGUGUUGUGUCGCCGCCGCCGCCGCCGCCGCCAUGGACACCUCGGCCAAGGAGAAGGAGGCCACGCGGCUCAUGGCCGACGCCGAGAAGAAGCUCAGCUCGUCCAGGAAUGUCUUCAGCUUCCUGUUCGGGGGAUCGUCUAAGGUGGAGGAAGCGUGCGAGAUGUAUUGCAGAGCGGGCAACAUGUUCAAAAUGGCCAAAAACUGGAGUGCUGCAGGCAAUGCCUUCUGUCAGGCCGCCAGGCUUCACCUCCAGCUACAGAGCAAACACGAUGCAGCCACCAAUUUUGUGGACGCAGGGAAUGCCUUCAAGAAGUCCGAUCCUCAGGAGGCCAUUAAUUGUUUGAACAGGGCUAUAGAGAUUUACACAGACAUGGGCCGGUUUACAAUAGCGGCAAAGCAUCAUAUAUCGAUCGCGGAGAUCUACGAGACAGAGUUGGUGGAUGUGGAGAAGGCGAUCGCUCAUUACGAACAAGCAGCCGAUUACUACAAAGGAGAGGAGUCUAACAGCUCCGCCAACAAGUGUUUGCUGAAAGUGGCUACGUAUGCCGCCCAGCUCGAACAGUAUCCCAAAGCCAUCGAAAUCUACGAACAAGUUGGCACCAGUGCGAUGGACAGCCCUUUACUGAAGUACAGUGCCAAGGAAUACUUCUUCAAAGCUUCCCUCUGCCACUUCUGUGUGGACAUGUUGAACGCCAAGUUUGCUGUGUCAAAAUACGAGGAAAUGUUUCCGGCUUUCUCUGACUCCAGAGAGUGCAAACUGGUCAAGAAGCUGCUCGAUGCCUGUGAGGAGCAAAACGUGGAAGGCUACACCGAUGCUGUAAAGGAAUAUGACUCGAUCUCGAGGUUAGAUCAGUGGUUGACCACAAUGCUGCUUCGCAUCAAGAAGACUAUCCAGGGCGAGGAAAGUGACCUUCGUUAGAGACUCUCUCUCCCCUCGUCUCCCUCUUCCCCUCCCACCCCCUCCCUUCACCUCACCGGGGAUGGGAGUGGGUUUGGGGGCCGAAAGAGAGAGAGUGGGGGGAGUGGGGGGACAUUAUUGAUCUGGUUCAUUGCAAAAAAAAACCUGCAAAUCGAAAAACGUGGAGGAGGGAACAUUCCAGCAAUGGGAUUGUUUCGCUCAAUUUUUCGCCUUUAAUCCGCAGUGAAACUGUCUCCUUUUACCUGCAGGUUUGGCUUGCUUAACCCCCCCCCCCCAAUCCAGUUUUAUCUCUCUC
This is a messenger RNA of Callorhinchus milii (elephant shark), 1288 nucleotides long. RefSeq names its product N-ethylmaleimide-sensitive factor attachment protein, alpha b (gene napab). NCBI's taxonomy places the organism in Eukaryota, Metazoa, Chordata, Chondrichthyes, Chimaeriformes, Callorhinchidae. Gene Ontology annotation, cellular component: synaptobrevin 2-SNAP-25-syntaxin-1a complex; vacuolar membrane; terminal bouton. The record is from RefSeq and is a predicted model, not a curated record. The transcript has 10 exons. Bases 106 to 993 code for a protein of 295 amino acids. Gene Ontology annotation, biological process: synaptic transmission, glutamatergic; regulation of synaptic vesicle priming; SNARE complex disassembly. Gene Ontology annotation, molecular function: soluble NSF attachment protein activity; syntaxin binding.